Messenger RNA from Grosmannia clavigera kw1407, 1191 nucleotides. RefSeq names its product 2-polyprenyl-6-methoxyphenol hydroxylase-like oxidoreductase. The transcript has a single exon. Bases 1 to 1191 code for a protein of 396 amino acids. Lineage: Eukaryota; Fungi; Ascomycota; Sordariomycetes; Ophiostomatales; Ophiostomataceae. The record is from RefSeq and is a predicted model, not a curated record. Gene Ontology annotation, molecular function: FAD binding.
AUGUCUGCCAACAGACCAGUCCUGAUUGCCGGCGGCGGCCUUGCAUCGCUGCUGCUGGCCCAGUCCCUCCGGCUGUCGGGUAUCCCGUUCAAGAUCUUUGAGCGAGAUGCAUCCUUUGUGUUUCGCGCCCAGGGAUACCGCUUGCGGCUGUCGACGGAGGGUCUCGACGCCAUCGAAUCCGUGCUCGACCCCCCCGCAUACCAGCGGUUCUGGGACAAGUGCGGCAAGACGGGCGGCAGCGUCUUCUCGGUCCUGGACGCGGUCACCGGCGAGCCAGGGCCGCAGCCCGAGAUGGGCGCCUCAGCACAGCAGCUGGCCUCACGCGAUGGCCGCGUCAUUGGCAUUGCGCGUGGUGACAUGCGCGCCCUCUUUGCCGACCGCUGUACCGAACACAUCGAGUGGUCCCGACAGGUGGUCGGCUACGAGCUGAGCGUCGACGGCGUGCGCGCCACCUUUGCCGACGGCAGCUCCUCUGUCGAGGGCUGUCUGCUGGUUGGCGGAGACGGCCUCUCGUCACGCAUUGCUCGCCAGCUGUCAGGUGGCCGCAUCCAGGUCUACGACACCGGUGCCCGCGGCAUUCACGGCCAGGCGUCCAGCACCGCCUUCCAGGGCCUUGGCGAGGGCGUCUUCUUGCUGGCCGACAACAGCCGUCGAGGUCAGCGUGUGUUUACCAUCACCAACGUCCGCUCUGGCGAUCGUGACGAUCCAAGCGUGCAGCUCGGCUGGACGCUCGGCGCUCAGCCUGGCGUCAUCGCGGCCCCCAAUGAUGACGACAGCAUCGUCGGCAAGCCGGCCGCCGACAUUGCCCACGCGCUCACCCGCGAUUGGCAUCCCCGCUUCCGGCCGCUGUUUGCGCAGAUGAACGAGGCUGACGCAGCAUUUUGGAAGAUCACGUGCUCCCCUCCCACAGGCGUACCCCACUGGGCCAACGAGCCGCGCGUAACCGUCAUCGGUGACGCUGCCCAUUCCAUGACGCCGGCUGGCGGCAACGGUGCCAACACGGCCGUCCGCGACUCUGCUCUGCUCGGCCGGCUGCUGCGUGAGGCCGGUGGCUACCAGCCCGGCCUCACGGCCGCCUACGAGAAGGAGAUGCGGGUCUAUGCCGGCGAGGCCGUGCGGGCAAGCUAUGCCAUGGCUGUCAGCCAGUUUGGCGUGAACAUCGAUGUCGAUACCUGUCCCACAGUUGCUUGA